GAAAUUACAAAACAUUUAAAAAAUAAAUAAAGAAGUAGUUGACAGAAGAAGAAGAAACCUCAACAAGAAACAAACAACCUAUCAAAAAGGCAACACGUCACCCCCUCAAAGAAAAUGCUCAAAAACUUGGCCUUGGCAACCCCCACCGCCUCCUCCACCCCAUUUCUGCUUAUCUCCACCACCGGAGCCGUUUCUCUCUCCAAAACACUCCUUCCCUCUCUCUCUAACUUCCGCCCAAAACCCAUUUCUUCCUUCCCCCAAACCCACCGACCCUUUUCUCUCCGCACUUCUUCCAUCACCAUGAACCUGCUCAACAAGCUCGGCUUUGUCUCCAAAUCCCCCGAAUAUUCCUCCGAGUCAUCGUCCAUCGCCCAGGGCCCCGACGACGACGUUCCUGCACCAGGCCAAGAGUUCGCCCAGUUCGGCGCUGGCUGUUUCUGGGGAGUCGAGCUGGCUUUCCAGCGAGUGCCCGGCGUUACCAAGACCGAGGUGGGUUAUAGCCAGGGCUUGCUCCACAAUCCCACUUAUGAGGAUAUCUGUACUGGCACAACAAACCAUUCGGAGGUCGUUAGGGUUCAGUACGAUCCUAAAGCGUGCAGCUUCGAGUCUCUGCUUGAUGCUUUCUUUGCCAGGCAUGAUCCCACCACGCUGAAUCGUCAGGGGAAUGAUGUUGGAACUCAAUACCGAUCUGGGAUAUACUACUACACUCCUGAACAAGAGAAGGCAGCAAGAGAAUCACUGGAAAAAUAUCAAAAACAAUUGAACAGGAAGAUUGUUACUGAAAUCCUGCCAGCGAAGAGGUUCUACCGCGCAGAAGAGUACCAUCAACAGUACCUUGCUAAAGGAGGCCGUUUUGGUUUUAAGCAAUCCACGGAGAAAGGAUGCAACGACCCCAUUCGAUGCUACGGCUAAAUAAUCUUGUCUAUUUCUGGAUUAGAGGUAAAUACUUGCUGGGAUGAUGCAAAGGUUUGUGCUUUUGUUGAAUCUAUGAAGAAGAACUAGCAUAUUGUGCUUAUUUGGAUAUAGUAAAUUGUCCAAUAUGUUUGCUGUAACUACUUUUUGAACGUAUAAAUAUUUGUGUAAGUAAACACUGUUUCUUGAUUUCAUUGUUCCUUGUCUUAGAUCUAGUUGUGGUGUGUAUCUGGCAAAUACCUGCGUUGCUUUAUACAGACAUCUGUCAUUCUACCAUUAUUAAUGCCUUUCUUCUGUACUGUA
Molecule: messenger RNA, 1215 nt
Organism: Humulus lupulus (European hop)
Lineage: Eukaryota; Viridiplantae; Streptophyta; Magnoliopsida; Rosales; Cannabaceae
Product: peptide methionine sulfoxide reductase A1-like
Exons: 2
Coding region: 115-912 (265 amino acids)
Molecular function (GO): peptide-methionine (S)-S-oxide reductase activity
Source: RefSeq, a predicted model, not a curated record